Messenger RNA from Malaya genurostris, 5092 nucleotides. RefSeq names its product moesin/ezrin/radixin homolog 1 (gene Moe). Gene Ontology annotation, cellular component: plasma membrane; adherens junction; filopodium. Lineage: Eukaryota; Metazoa; Arthropoda; Insecta; Diptera; Culicidae. The record is from RefSeq and is a predicted model, not a curated record. The coding region runs from base 790 to 2688 and encodes 632 amino acids. Gene Ontology annotation, molecular function: cell adhesion molecule binding; actin binding. Gene Ontology annotation, biological process: positive regulation of early endosome to late endosome transport; positive regulation of protein localization to early endosome; regulation of organelle assembly. The transcript is spliced from 10 exons.
GUUGCUUUUGCUUGCUUGCGGGUCGACGCGACAAAACAGCCAACCAGUCAUCAGAUUCGUAGAGCCUCGUUAAUUUGUUCGCGAGUUCAUCAAGUCAUCGGUUCUCUACACCCCGCCGGAAAAAAGUGCUCUGUAAUUGCGCGUAAUAAGUAUCGGAAUUUUCGGUUUUCCCGUUUCUUUUUAGUUUUUUGGUUCCGAGUUCUGUCCGCGUGUGGCGCGUUUCCGUUAACUUUUUUAACAGUUCCGUUCGGUUUUCAAUUACUGUAGACGUCGACCAGCAAAACGGAAGCGAGUCUCCGGGAAGUUUCCUCCAGCGGAGUGUGAGUGUGAGUUUUGGUGGCCAUUGGUUUUUUUUCUGCUUCUGGAAUUCAGUGCAGAAAAGAAGAUUUUCAUAUGCAACGCGAGAGAAAAAAAAAAGUGAAACGUGAAUAAAAUCUGCUUCGUUCGAAAAUUGAAUUGGUUUUCUCGUUAGACGACGACACCAGAGCCAGUGGAAAAGAAAAAGUGAAAAGUGCGUGCGUGUGUACCCAAGAGAGGCCAAGCAGCAGUGGUAAAAUAUAAGUAGCCACCAGCCCACCACCACACACUAGUAGUAACUGGAAGUUUCAUAUUAGGGCGACCGUGCCUGCAGUUGGAAAGAGAGGAUCAGCUCGUGGGACCACAUUUGCCGCACACCCCGGAACGACGGUGGAGUGCCGCAACGAUAGAAAACGGAGCCUAGCAACACAUCGUUUUUGCUUUAUUUUUAUAUUUUUCAUUCCGUCAAGUUAACAACAACAAUCGUCCAAAAUGCCUAAAUCGAUGAACGUGCGCGUCACGACGAUGGACGCCGAGCUGGAGUUCGCGAUACAGCAGAGCACCACCGGCAAGCAGCUGUUCGAUCAGGUCGUCAAAACCAUCGGCCUUCGGGAGGUCUGGUUCUUCGGGCUACAGUACACAGACUCCAAGGGUGAUCUGACGUGGAUCAAGCUGUACAAAAAGCCCGAAAAUGUCGUCUGUAAGCACAUGAAAAAAGUUAAAACCAUUAUCAGGCGAAAAGUUGAGCAGCGCAUUUCGCUUGGCCAACAGAAAGCGGCGGAACCCGAAGAGGAGGAAGACACCGACGGAGAGGACAUGACCGGAUCAAUGCCAUUCUCUCGAUGGGUCAUGAGCCAGGACGUUCAGAAGGGUGACCCGCUGCAGUUCAAGUUCCGUGCCAAAUUCUACCCGGAGGACGUCGCCGAAGAGCUGAUCCAGGACAUCACGCUGCGAUUGUUCUAUCUGCAGGUCAAGAAUGCUAUCCUGUCGGAUGAGAUCUACUGUCCACCGGAGACGUCGGUGCUGCUUGCCUCAUAUGCCGUCCAGGCCCGCCACGGUGACUACAUCAAGACGACACACACGCCCGGUUUUCUGAUCAAUGACCGAUUGCUGCCGCAGCGUGUCAUCGAUCAGCAUAAGAUGUCCAAGGAUGAGUGGGAAAAUUCGAUCACCACCUGGUGGCAAGAACAUCACGGAAUGCUCCGCGAGGAUGCCAUGAUGGAGUACCUCAAGAUUGCCCAGGAUCUGGAAAUGUACGGUGUCAACUACUUCGAGAUCCGUAACAAGAAGGGCACGGAGCUAUGGCUCGGCGUCGAUGCUCUGGGACUGAACAUCUACGAAAAGGACGACAGACUUACACCGAAGAUCGGAUUCCCGUGGUCGGAAAUACGAAAUAUUUCGUUCAAUGAUCGAAAAUUCAUCAUCAAGCCAAUCGAUAAGAAGGCACCGGACUUUGUAUUCUUCGCUCCUCGUGUUCGCAUAAACAAACGCAUCCUGGCCCUGUGCAUGGGCAAUCACGAGCUGUACAUGCGUCGCCGCAAGCCGGACACCAUCGACGUGCAGCAGAUGAAGGCACAGGCUCGCGAGGAGAAGAACGCCAAACAGCAGGAACGUGAAAAGCUCCAGCUGGCACUGGCUGCUCGCGAACGUGCCGAGAAGAAACAGCAGGAGUACGAGGAUCGAAUGCGAAUCAUGCAGGAAGAUAUGGAACGUUCGCAGGCCAAUUUGAUGGAAGCGCAGGACAUGAUCCGCCGUCUGGAGGAUCAACUCAAGCAGCUGCAGGCCGCCAAGGACGAACUGGAAGCCCGCCAGAACGAACUGCAGGUCAUGAUUCGGCGCCUGGAGGAAACCAAGAACAUGGAAGCGGCCGAACGUGCCAAACUGGAGGAGGAGAUUCGCUACAAACAGGAAGAGGUGCAGAAGAUCCAGGACGAGGUCUCGAUUAAAGAUUCCGAAACCAAGCGCCUGCAGGAGGAGGUUGAAGAAGCCAGACGGAAACAGGUAAAGCGUAAAAGCGAAGCGGCAGCCGCCCUGCUGGCAGCGACCACAACGCCCAAACACCACCACGUGGAAGAGGAAGAGGACAACGAGGAGGAACUGACGAACGGUGAAAAUGGCAAUCAGGACUUCUCGAAGGACUUCGACACCGAUGAGCACAUAAAGGAUCCGGUCGAGGAAAGACGCACGCUGGCCGAACGUAACGAGCGUUUGCAUGAUCAGCUGAAGGCCCUCAAACAAGACCUCGCCCUGUCCCGGGACGACACGAUGGAAACGGCGAACGACAAGAUUCACCGCGAGAACGUGCGCCAGGGUCGCGACAAGUACAAGACACUGCGCGAGAUCCGCAAGGGUAACACCAAGCGUCGUGUGGAUCAGUUCGAAAAUAUGUAAUAAGUGAUGAUGGUUUUGCGGGGAAUGGAAUGGAACGGGGGUCGUCGACGGGGGAGAUGAGCGUCGCUAUCGCUGCCACCGUGCGCUGGUGAUGGUGGUUCAGGAGCAGGUGUUGUAGUGGUGGUGGUAGUGAAGUUGCUGUGUCGAUAGAGAGAGAAGGAGGAAGAUCAGUGUUAGUAGCAUCAGCAGAGCAGCGCAGUAACACGGUAAUUUCUAAUUAAUGAUAAUAAUAGCAUAGUAGCAGUUUAGUAGUACUAUAGGCAGAAAGAGUAAAGGAAGAAAAAAAAAGUGUUGGCGUGUUUGUGUGUGUGUGUGGUGGUGUUCAGGUGCAAAUGCGGUUGUUGAGUACACAAAAUAGGGAUGAUAAUCAUAAUUUUUUUUCUCGUUCGGUUGCAAUUCACUGAAAACAGUAAAACCGCAGUCAGAAUCAGGCACUCAAACACACACACGCGCACAUGCACGCAUGCACACACGCGCAGACGAAUUCAUUUGAUAUGCCAAGCUAAGAAAGAUUUGCCGAAGGCAAAUAGUAUUGACUAUUUUUGGUCGGUUGUGGAAUUUUACACCAAGUGAAGGCCAAUUGUUCCCCCGCAUUGAAUUAGGAGAGACAGCUACAUACAUUACACGGAGUUAAUUUUGUAGUAUUAGGAAGUGGUGGUUUGUUGUGGACUCUUGUAAAGCUACAUUCGUUCGAUAGCAGCGCAUGUCUCUAUUUUAUCUGGUAGGAAAAUGAAAAAAGAAAGAAAAAAAACAUUUCCGUUCGCAAGAGUAUUCAAGCAGCAGCUGCUUUCGUUUUGUUAUAUUUUUUUUUUGUUUCCUUCGAACCAAACUUUCUUCCAUUCCCUCCUGUAUUUUAAAUAAUAUAGAAUUUACGCAAUGAAACUGAAGAAUAAAAACUAUGAAGGAAAAGUUCGAUUCGAAAUCGAUAAGUUCGAGCCAGCACACAUUGUGUCCUGAGUCACAAACACACCCGCCCCUACUAGUAGUACCAGCAUUGUUUAGUUGUUUCCAAUAGAACACACACACACACACACACACCCAUACACACAAAAACUGGUAGCGAAAGACAAAGCAACGUUUUAAGUUCGGCUUCCGGUUGUUGUCAUCAUUCGUGCUUAACUAACUUACAUACUACGACGACGAUUAGGUUCGCGCAUUCAUUGAUUAUGUACUAACUAAUUGAUACAAUAAAAAAAAUCAAAUAAAAUUAUGGAAGGCAGAAUAUUGGGGGGGAUCAAACGUUAAUUUAAUAUAAUCAUGAUGAAAUAAUUGUAGCAAUCGCCGAAAAGGACGGGAACUAAUUGUUAUUAAGUUUAAUCGACUACUCGUAGGAAUUGAAACUAAGUUAAAAACAACACAAAAAUAGAAGCAAAAAAAACGAAAGCAUAUAUAAAUUGAUUAUUAGUUAGAGGAGCAAGAAGCAGCAAAUGAAGAAGCAGAAGCAGAAGGAGCGGAAGAUGAGCAUACGUUGAUAAUUUUAGCGUUUAGGGAAUCCAACCUACAAUAAAACUAUUAUCAUUAUUACUAUUUCUACUUUUGAUGAUCAUGCGAGCGAGGAAAAAGAGAAGCGGUAGCAAAAGCUAUUUACUAAGGGGAAUACACUUUGUUUAACAAAAAAAAUUACAAAAAAAAACAAAAACAAAUGAAUCGGAAAAUUCGAUGGUCUUCCAAAAAAACUGGAGAAAUGAAGACGCCGGUUCCCGUUGUGGGGCGUGACGUGGUUUCACGGGACGUUCAUUUACACUUGUACAGCCGCAGUGCAGCAGAGUCCCGGGUUGGUUGGAAGGUUUUGCUUUUACAGUGCCAACACCCGCGCGGGAUGCGCUACCAAGACCUCGAAAAAAAAGAACAUAAUUUCUAUCUGCCAUUUUUUUAUGUUUUAUUAUUAUUUUUUGUUUAAAUUAUUUUUAAUUGAAUUGUUUAAUUAAAAACGUACACAAACAAACACACACACAGAGAGAGAAAGAGAGAGAAACGUGCAAGGAUACAAAUGUACACACUGACACACUCACACACACAGACUAGACACGGAACAAGCGCAUGGCACGAGAGUACGGUCCAACACAGCAAAAGGAAGUAAGGAGGAAGGAGGUUAAAUUGGAAAUUAUGAAGUACAUAUAUAAUUAUAAAGGAAUAAUAAAAUGAAGAGAGGGAAGAUACGGGCUGAAUUUUUAUUCAAAGAUUUUGGACCUUUCUCGUGUGCGGUCUCAUCGGAUUUGUCCCCCCUUCCUAGUGCCAGUAGUUUAUUAUACAAACACACACACAACACCCAACCCAUACGGAUUUUAUUGUUGUUUUGUUUUUACCUCGGUUCUAUUCGGUUACCUCAGUUUGUUUACAGUUUGUGCCUCAGCAAAAUCUUUGAUAAAAAUUCAGCCACCCAUCUAAUGUAAUUAAAACUAAA